This is a messenger RNA of Oppiella nova, 1899 nucleotides long. Lineage: Eukaryota; Metazoa; Arthropoda; Arachnida; Sarcoptiformes; Oppiidae. The record is from the annotation of a GenBank genome assembly.
AUGUCUGACCAUUUCGGUGCCGUAGACUACGUGGUAUUCAUCGGGAUGUUAAUGAUAUCGACAGCAAUUGGUUUGUAUUACGCGUGGAAAGACCGCAAGACUACCAAUGAGGACGAGUUCUUGAGAGGUGGCAAAACUAUGUCUCCGUUUCCGGUUUGCAUCUCAAUUAUGGCCAGUUUUUUGCCGAGCACUUCGUUCAUAGGCUUUCCAACGGUGGUGUACGUGACGGGCACUAUGUUCUGGGUAAUAGUGAUCCCGGCCGUGUUGGGCGCCGUACUCGCCGCUGAAGUCUUCAUUCCUGUCUUCUAUAACAUGAAUCUACUUUCGGUCAACGAAUACAUUCACAAACGCUUUCAAUCACAUAAUUUGCAAAUUAUAACCAAUUUGUCCACGCUGCUAGCUAUGAUCCCAUUCUUUGGAGUCGAGCUGUUCGCGCCAUCGAUAGCACUGUCUAUUGUCACCGAUAUGUCCAUCAGUUCCAGUAUUUUAGUCAUUGGUCUCAUAGUAACCAUCUAUACAUCUAUGGGUGGCCUCAAGGGUGUCAUAUGGACCGACUUCUUCCAGUUCACUGUUAUGGUCGCCGGAGUGCUAGCAGUUAUCAUAAGAGGUGCAAAUAUUUCGGGAGGUAUGGCCAGUGCCUUUCAAAAGGCUCAUACGGGCGGACGCAUAGAGUUCUGGAACAUGAAUUUCGACAUAUACUCGGGUAACUCAUUUUGGGUGAUAAUAACCGGGUUCGCAGUCUUAUUCAGCGGCACAUUCAGCACAAGUCAACUACAAGUCCAGCGCGUUAUAUGUAUGCCGAGCAUUAGCUCAGCCAAAAAGGCCCUGUAUAUGGCAAUACCCGGGUAUAUAUCGAUGCUAUCAUUCACAGUACUCAUCGGUAUCGUGAUGUACGCCCGAUAUUACGACUGCGACCCUAUGCUGACGGGCCGCGUAGGCCGACCCGACCAACUGUUGCCCUACUUUGUGCUCGACAUCUUCGAGGGCGACUACCCGGGACUGCCCGGGAUGUUCGUCGCCUGCGUUUUUGGCGGCUCUCUAAGCACCCUAUCGUCGGGUCUGAACGCCAUGGCGUCCAUCGUUUGGGACGACUACGCAAAGCAGAUCUUUCACAGACUGCCCGUCCAGUGGGGCGUCUACGUCACCAAACUGUUGGCUGUGCUCAUAGGCAUCCUAUCCAUUAGUAUGGCGUUUGUGGUGAUGGAGACCGAGAACAUAGUGGAGGCGGCGAUCAUGCUUUACGGCGCCUCCAAUGGCCCCCUAUUUGGUCUCUUUUGUUUGGGUCUCUUCUUCCCGUGGGGUAACGCCUACGGGGGCGCCGCCGCCUUGAUUGCGGGUCAGGUCAUGUGCUUCUGGAUUGUCAUCGGAUCCGUGGUCGACAAGAGGAGUCCCGCGACUAUGAGUCUGGCGCUCAGCACCGAGGGCUGUGCCGCCAGAAAUAUAUCCAAUCCCUACAACAUUACUGGCGCCCCCAUCAGUAUUAUGGCUAACUAUAAGAUACCCGAUUAUUAUCCGACCGGCAAUGAUAUGAUUCACCACAUCAGCCCGUUCUUUGUGCCGGUUAUCGGUUUCGUGGUGUCACUGAUUGUGGGAAAUAUCGUAAGUUUGCUCACAAAAGGCAAUAAAGGCAAGCGUUUGGACAUAAACCUAAUUCACGUGAAAGUGUGUUACUAUAUGGAGAAAGUGCUGCCAAAGAGUUGGCGACAGUUAGAGAACGAUAAACCUGUUCCCUCCCGACCCGGACACCCACCGCACGGUCAGCCAAUUUCUGAGCCCAUGACACCCAUGGGAACCAACAGAUACUUCAGUAGUGAUGGCAAUGAAGAUGAUUACCCAGAAGAUCAACAAUCGACUAAUCCUUUGACUAAUCUAUUUGUUGACAAAAACACGACCCUUUGA